GUGUACAAUAACUCAGUCUGUUGUCAUACUUUGUGAUAACUCAAGGCAAUUUAUCUGUCCGCUCGUUUUUAUUUGUAGUUUGAGCAAAUGAAUUUAAGAUCAUUCAAUAAAUCUUGUAACGGAUUAUUACUAAGUUCCUUCCAACACAGUGUUUGACUGACAAUAGACAUUAUUCUGCCAGCCAAUGCAAGGGUUCUGAAAACCUUGAAAAUGGUGACGGCCAGGGAAAUGUUGACUGGAUUUAUUCUGAUGUUUCGAAUCCAAGCAACGAUUGGGAGUUACGCUUCUGAAAACAGUUCGCAUGUUUGUCGACGAAUUACAGCUGACGUAGAAAUAAAGAAUCUCAUUCUAAAAUACCAACAUACAGCGACACCUUGUGCUUGUUUUGAACAGAAGAUGGCGCUUGAUUACAGUUUUCAGAAGACUGGCAAUUGCUACAAACAAUGGUUUUCUGAAAAUGGAUUGAAACAAAUGUGUUGUUACGAUCAAUACGGCAAUCUUCUAUUUGGACCAAAUAAUGGAGGUUACCUAAUACCUGACAUUUUAGAGCCUGAUAUUGAGGAUAUCCAUGAGGCUUGCUGCAAGGAUUCCGACUUAUGCGAAACGUUUUACGAAUUAUUUCCUUCAAAUAAUUGCACUGGCAGCACUGAUGUAGUACAUGCUACAUCGUGGGGAGAUCCAGAAAUUACUACUGUAGAUGGGCAUACAUAUUCAUUCAAUGGCCAUGGAGAAUACACCUUUCUAGAAAAUUCAGGGAAGAUGCUGCAGAUUCAGGCUCGAACAGAUUUCUUGAUCAAAGGCAAUCAAGACUCAACAUUAUUCGUUGUCUUCGUUCUUGCGGACAACAUAAAGAAUGACAUCAUAACGAUUGUUUACAACAGAAACGACAAAACCUUGAAUCUUUUUCAACAUGACGGAUCAUUAUGGGCAAAUUCCAAGGACUGUAAAAGUAAUCCUAAGCCGUCUGGUAAAUCAGGAUUCUACUUGUUCUGCUCGGAACCUUUCAGUUUUGGAAUAAUGCUUACACAAAAGACAAACAUUCAAAGGAUAACAUUCAGUGGAGGAGAUUUCAUGCGUGUUUCUUUCGAUAGUAAAAAGAAUGUCACCGGAUUUAGAGGCUUGGCUGGCAACUUACAAGAUGGAUAUUAUAUUGACGGAAAUGAAAGCAAAGUCAGCAUUAAUGCAACAGAGCCAGAAUUGUACUAUUUUGGUGAAUCAUGGACGGUAUCAAAAGACGACAGUAAAUUCAAUUAUAACAUUACUGGGGGUAAUUUUACAUACUGGAACGGAAAACAUACGAGACCACAAUUCUUACAGGAGAUUGCUGAAAAGGGCGACCUAGACAAAUUGUUUAAAGGCUUUUCAGUUGCUAACAUUACCAAAUUUAAUGACACUUGUAGAAAUUCCUGGGACAAGAAGCCUAACAUUCAAUGUCUUGUUAUUAUUGCUAAAACAAAAAAUGUAACACAAGGAGAGUCUGUUAUGGCGGUUGCUGAAGAAAAGCAUCAUUUCUAUGAAAUAAAUCAUAACAGACCGCCACAGUUCAAAAACAAUACCCCGAAUUUUCUGAAUGUAACCUUCGGAGUAAAUUCUAAGAUCCUUGAUCUGAAACUAUACGUAACCGACGACUUUGAUGAUCCAGAAGAAAUGACGUACAAUGUGGUAACCCAAGUGAAAAAUUACACAUUUAAUAAUGGCAGUUUUACCUGGAAUGUUGGCACAUAUUUAAGAUAUAGCGACAGCAGUUUAACAUUCACUGUGAAUGACACGCUAGGAUUUUCAGCGGCAAGAGAAAUGACAAUUUAUUACUGCGGAUGUGAGAACCCGUCACAGUGUGAUUUUAGUUCGUUUAAUAAAAAUUCUUCAGCGAAUAUAAUGAAGACAGCCUGCAAGUGUCCUGCAUAUUCCGAAGGCUUGUACUGCGAAAGACAUUUAGAUCCCUGUAAAGAUUACACAUGUUACGAUACUUGCAAUGGAUCUUUCAAUCGCAGUAGUCCAGCAUGGCCUUGCAAAGAUUGUCCAAAAGGACGGAGAAGUCAGAUCGCUUCCAAUAAUCAAACUUGUGAAAAUAUAGAUGAGUGUGCAGUUGUUCCAAAUCCUUGUGGACAAAUUUGUAAUGACACGGAUGGCUCAUAUAAAUGUUUUUGCGAAGGAGGGUUCGAGUUAAAUAUAGACGGUCAUAAUUGUGAUGAUAAAGACGAAUGCAAGUUACCUCCAAUAAAAUGCACAGGAGAGAAUGAGGUUUGUCUGAAUACUGAAGGAAACUUUAGUUGCAUUUGUGAGCCAGGAUAUGGUAGGAAAGAUGGUGUCUGCAAACAAACAGGGGGUUCCACAUAUGUUGGUCAUAUGGCUUUUACUAUCUCGGCAACAAUUCAAGAUGUUUCUAAAAUAAACAAGACAAUUAAUUCUGAUGAAAACAGAAAAGAUGUCCAAGAUAAGCUUGCUGAAGGAUUUAAAAACACGAAAGGGUUUAUAAGUGUGGAAGUUUUCCGACUAAGAGUGGUUAUCCACCAGGGAAAGAGACGAAGGCGGGAUGCUGGUCAGUAUGACGUUCGUGCAGAUUACGUUGUUCACUGGAAAAAUGUUACUGACAUUAAAACUAUAGGAGAAAAAUUGUUGGAUUCCUUUAGAAACUUCACUUCACAAAAUAGGACACAAAAGAAUCUGAAAGUUGGCAAUGUCGAUAUUAACCUCUUGUCAGCUGAAAACCACAUAAACAACGCGACGACUGAGGGUGGAUUAUGUAUAGUUCCUGGCAAAACAGACUGUGCCCCAAACAGUACUCACUGUAUUGAUAAAGAGCAUGGCGAGUACGAGUGCCAGUGUAAAAAUGGAUAUACACCAGCUUACUUAAACAAGAAAUAUUGUUCAGAUAUAAACGAAUGUGACGCCUUUAAAUAUAAUCGUACCACGAAAGAGCGAUGUGUACAUGGUUCCUGUUAUAACAGUGUAGGAUCUUGGAAUUGUAGUUGUCCAGAUGGUAGACAAUGGCAACCCGUUGGAAAUGCAACAUAUCCAGUUUACCGAUGCCAAGGAAAUUUUAGUUACAUUGGAAACCUAAGUAUACUCUGGAUGGGGCAGUCAAGUAGAGAAACAAUUAUUAAUUCCAUCCAAGAUCAGUUGAAGUUAAUCUACUCAAACAACACAUUCGAAGAUACAACUUACCGUGUGCCUAUAAGCAGUUUGUUUGUCUCUGCCACUGUGCUGAGUCUGGAAGAAGUCAUAAGUGCCCGUGUUUUACCGGUGCAUAAGUACACCGUUAUGUAUAACUUGCGCAUGGGCGAGCAUGUUGGACGUGACAGAGUAUCAAAUGUAUUGAAAACGGUGUUUAAUGGUAGAAGCCUGUUGUUUCGAUAUUCACCUGACACAGAAAUGACUUUUAGGAAUGCUUCCUACUACAUAUUCAAAGAUUCCGAUAAUAUACUGUGUGAUUUGACAUCAAAUGGCAAAUGUGACCCAGCGACAACUGACUGUCGGCAACAGACUGGCACAACAUUUUGCAAAUGCAAGGACGGAUAUGAGAAAUUGAAUCCAUCAGAAAAAUUCUGCAUCGAUAUUGACGAAUGUAAAACCAACAACUGUAACAAUGAAACUUGUGUAAAUCUUCCUGGAAACUGGACGUGCAAAUGCAAAAUUAGCAGCUUUGUUCCGGUUCAAGACGACAGAAAUAACUUUACAUGUGAAGAAAUCAGCCAGUGUGAUAAAUACAAGGACUUAAAAUGUGACGGUGGCAGUAGGUCAUGCAUCAAUGACACGUGGCAAUGCGCCUGUCCUAAGGGGUAUCAUUCUGUAUCUAUCAGUGAAACCCUUAUUACAUGUACAGAUAUUGACGAAUGUGUUGAGAGAAGUAUGACCUGUUCCGGACAUGGAAAUUGCGUGAACACUCAGAAAGGAUAUACUUGUUUAUGUGCCGGCGGAUACUUCAAGAACGAUACAGAUCCGUAUAAUGUAUCUUGCAACGACAUUGACGAAUGCAGCUCAACAGAAUAUUCCUGUAAGAAUGGAAAUUGCUCUAACACAGAUGGUAACUGGACUUGCAUUUGCCCUAGUGUUGGAUUUUGGAGAAAUGAGGUUUCCAAGGAUGUUGUGGUCUGUGAAGAUAUUAAUGAGUGUUCUAAUAGAUCUUUCUCUUGCGGUGGAAAAUGUAGUAAUACGUUCGGUAAUUGGACAUGCGAAUGCAAUAACGGAUACCGGUCUCAUCCAAACAAAUUACAAUAUGCAUCAAACAUCACUUGCGAAGACAUUGAUGAAUGCACCGAAAACAAUAUUAACUGUUCAGGACAUGGAAAUUGUAGAAAUAUGGCAGGCGGUUAUACGUGUGUAUGUGAAACAGGAUUUAUCUUCAACGAAACUAAUAAGUCGUGCAAAGAUAUAGACGAAUGUUCGGAUAGUGUUUAUUACUGUGGUGGUACUUGUAAUAAUACUCUGGGUAACUGGACUUGCGAAUGCGACAGUGGAUACACAAGAGAGUCAAAUAAAGAAGCAACAAUAAUUACUUGUGAAGAUAUAAACGAAUGUGACCUCCAAGAGUCUUGCAUCGAUGGUGUUUGUAAAAAUCGAGAUGGAUCCUGGACAUGUAUUUGCCCAGAUGGGAAGGAACCUACGACUAUUAAUUCUACUACAAUACUUUGUUCAGGAGGAUAUGUGUAUAUUGCGACGAUAGGUAUAGCGGUAACUGGUCCAAUAGAAAAUAAAGAUCAUGAACUGAAAGUCUAUUUGAAGACACAGAUAAAAUCUGCUUAUGAAUCCAAAUAUCCGGAGCACAAUGUACGCGUUGAAAUUAUAUCCAUUUCAAAGGGCAGUACUGAUAGGAAGAAACGGCAAACAUCUGAAAACCUAGCUGUUGAAUUUGUUUUGCAUUUUGAUGAACCAUUGGACUCGAAAAACAUUACAACUGCAUGGCAAGACUACAGGAAGAAAAGUUGCCCAAAAGGAAUAUGCAAAUCAGAGAAGAAUGAUAUAUCUGUCGAUCUACCAUUCAAUGUGAUAUUUGAAGAUGUAGUAUUUGAAGAAACUAAGCAAACUGAUGCAUUAUGCAGUAUACCACAAAAUAAUCUCUGCAACCCUGACUCAACAAAAUGCCAAUACAUUAACGCCAAAUUACAUUGUGAAUGUAAGAAAGGUUACACACGCAAAUCGGAUUAUGAAUGCAAAGAUCACAAAAAAAUUCUUAUUGCAACGGGGAGUAGUCUUGGAGCUGUUGUCUUUAUAUUGGCAGUCGUUGUCUUUGCAGUAUGCAGAUGGAAAGCAGCCAAGGUUAAGCAAGUUGAGAAAAUGUCUAUGAGGAAUAUGGAUAACAAUGACUUCAAGUCGUUCGACGGUUCUUUAAUAAAUAGUCAAUACAUGAGAGACGGUCAGAACUUUUCAUACGACAGGAACUCCUUAAAUAGUUAUAGGUCUCUACCCUAUGAACAACAAAAUGGCGGUAGCGGUUAUAGAAACCGCAAUGGUUACCUCAAUGGUUCAGCCUACGCGAAACCUAAUAAACUACCAAGGCCUCACUUUCACGGCUCUAUGCCAAACCUUGCGAAUAAUAAUGCCCAUUUCUAUCGCUCCGAUACCCGACGGUACUCGGGUGAGGAGCCAAGAAGGGUUUCAAGUUACAACCAAGGCUUGGACGCAAAUUACGAUAUGGACUGGAGAGCUCCGAGGAACAAUGUGAAUGGCCGAAGAUCUCCUUCCCCUGAUUACGGAAGACCAAGUUCACCGAGGCCGGACUAUGGUCGAAGAGAAAAAUUUAAUAGAUCUAAGGAUAGUGGAGUGGGGAAUGGUUAUAGUAGCGGAAGUAAUGAAUACCGACGACCGGAGAAGAAGAGGGAAUACUACUAUGGCAACAGACGGAGUACAAACUUCUAG
Messenger RNA from Mercenaria mercenaria, 5856 nucleotides. RefSeq lists its product as uncharacterized. The coding region runs from base 211 to 5856 and encodes 1881 amino acids. Gene Ontology annotation, molecular function: calcium ion binding. The transcript is spliced from 38 exons. Lineage: Eukaryota; Metazoa; Mollusca; Bivalvia; Venerida; Veneridae. The record is from RefSeq and is a predicted model, not a curated record.